Messenger RNA from Plasmopara halstedii, 1011 nucleotides. RefSeq names its product rna-binding protein. Lineage: Eukaryota; Oomycota; Peronosporomycetes; Peronosporales; Peronosporaceae. The transcript has a single exon. Gene Ontology annotation, molecular function: mRNA binding; translation initiation factor activity. Gene Ontology annotation, biological process: translation reinitiation; formation of translation preinitiation complex. The record is from RefSeq and is a predicted model, not a curated record. The coding region runs from base 1 to 1011 and encodes 336 amino acids.
AUGUCUUCGCAUCGUGAGCGGCUGACGCGUUUUUACCAGAAAUACAACGCUGACAAGCUGCACGAGAUCGAUAGUGUGCUAGAGCGCUUUAAAGGUCGCGAGACUCAGCUUUUUUUGACGCUAGUGAAGAAGUAUGGCACUGAACCCGCUGAAAACGAGACGUUCGAGACCGUAGAAGAGACUACAAAGGUCAGUGAUGCGUCUUGUACUCCUUCUUCAAACUUGGAUCAAGUGCAAGAUAUGAAUUAUCAAAGACUACUGGCGUUUUAUCAAAAGUACAACCCUGAAAAGGUCGACGACGUGCCUCAGGUGCUUGUCAAGUACAAAGGCAAAGAGUCCAUGCUAUUCGACGCGCUAGUCAUGAAAUAUGGACCAGAACCGGGUGACUCAGUCUCUGAGGAAGAUUCAGAUGAAGACGUGGAAUUACAAAGCGAUGAUGGUGAACCUAAGCUUCGUGACGUACUUUAUUGUCCCAUUGACACAUUACCACCCGAAUACUGCGAAUACGGUCCCAUGUUCAAUGAGUGCAAACCAUGGUUGGCUGAGCACUGUCCAGAUCUGAUGCUCACAAGGUAUAAUCGCACAGUAAGCGAGCUUUUGCAAGUCGAGCAACAAAUCGCUGACGGUGUGGAAGGCAUUACGCUUGAAGUGGAAGGCAAGACUGUCAAGAAGAAAAAGAAGAGUAAGAUCGAGGAGGCAGCAAAAAGAAAGGAGAAUUGUAUGGUGACCAUUUCCAAAAGCUCGCGCAAAGGUCGUAAGCGACUUACAUUUGUGACCGGUCUCGAGGAUUUUGAAGGUGUAAACAUCAAAGAAGCUUGUAAAAGCAUGGGCAAGAAGUUCGCCUGCAGCUCCUCGUUAUCAACGACGGACCAAGGGCAACAACAAAUUCAGCUGCAAGGCGACUGUGUAACGGAGCUAUUAGAAUUUUUGCCCGAGAUGUUUGGGGUGCACGAGGACCAGAUUAGUGUGAUUGAUGAGCCAAUUAAAGCUCCUAAAAAGGGUAAAAAGUAA